Molecule: messenger RNA, 1083 nt
Organism: Chaetomium globosum CBS 148.51
Lineage: Eukaryota; Fungi; Ascomycota; Sordariomycetes; Sordariales; Chaetomiaceae
Exons: 2
Coding region: 1-1083 (360 amino acids)
Source: RefSeq, a predicted model, not a curated record
AUGGCUCCUACUAUGACCCCCGGCCUCCAGGCGUCGAUUGAAAACUCCAAAUGCGAGUAUCGACGCCUAGGAAACAGUGGCCUCCGCGUCUCGGUCCCCAUCUUCGGCUGCAUGAGCUUCGGCGACCCGAGGACUCUCGAUUGGGCCAUCGGCGAGGAGGAGGCACUCCCCCUUCUCAAGGCCGCUUACGACAGAGGCCUCAACACUUGGGACACGGCCAACAUGUACUCCAACGGCGCAUCCGAGAUCAUCGUCGGCAAGGCGCUCAAGAAGUACGAAAUCCCGCGCGAGAAGGUCGUCAUUAUGACCAAGUGCUACUUUGCCGUCGGCGAGGAACCCGAACUGCGCGCCUUCUUUUUCAAGGACCAGCUCAACGCCUCCAAGGACUAUAUCAACAACUUUGGUCUGUCUCGCACAGCCAUCUUCAACCAGGUGGAGGCGUCCCUGAAGCGCCUGGACACGCCAUACAUCGACCUGCUCCAGAUCCACCGCUUCGACCCAAACACGCCCAUCGAGGAGACCAUGAAGGCGCUCCACGACCUCGUCCAGUCGGGCAAGGUUCGCUACAUCGGCGCCAGCAGCAUGUGGGGGACCCAGUUUGCCCGCAUGCAGUUUUGCGCCGAGCGUAACGGGUGGACCAAGUUCGUCAGCAUGCAGAACCAGUACAACCUGCUCUACCGGGAGGAGGAGCGCGAGAUGAACCGAUUCUGCAAUGACACUGGCGUGGGCUUGGUUCCCUGGGCUCCGCUGUGCAGAGGACAUCUAGCUCGCCGACCGGAGCAAUACGGCACCACCGCUCGCAGCAAGGGGGAGAAGGAUAACCAGCCCGGGGCGCAUGGGACAGUUGAGCCGGACUUGACCAUCAUCAACCGUGCGGUGGAACUUGCGGAUAAACAUGAGUGGCCGAUCUCACAUGUUGCCCUGGCAUGGAUCAACAAGCGUGUCACAAGCCCCAUCAUCGGCUUUAGCAAAGUAGAAAGACUAGACGAGGCCAUCUCUGCGAGAGGGAAAGUUUUGACGGAGGAAGAGGAGAAAUACCUCGAGGAGCUUUACCAGCCGAAGGCUAUCAAUGGCCACUCGUAA